AUGACGACCAUGUCCGGAAUAACCAAUGGCAUCUCCCUUGAUACUCGGGUUGAGGAUUACCUCGAGGAUAAGCUUCAAUCCACCACGGAUCUCGAGCAUCUCGACGAACUACUCACAAACGUCGAAAUACAGCGAAACCAGCUCCAGUCGCAGCUCGACGAUGCCGUCAAAGAGCUGGAGGAGGCGCGGCGCAUAGCCGAUGAGCGCCAUGCUUCGCUCCAAACCCGUAUUUCCGAGUUCAACGAGCUACAAGAAAGCAUCGACAGACGAGUUCAAAUAGCUGCCGCAUCGGAUGCGCCGAGUGAAGCUAUCGCGCGAUUGCAAAAGCCCAUGAAACAGCUACAAACCGUCGAGCUGGCCCAGAGGUACUUCAUUCUGCUUCAGGAUGCUGAAAGGUUGCGGAAAGAAGCCCGGUCUCAUCUUCCGGGCAGCCCUAAGGAGGCGCUUGAACCAUAUGCACAGCUGAAAGAGCUUGUCAUUAGACUGAGGUCCCUACCUGGAAAUGACGAACUUCACUUGGUGGAUCAUGUAGAGAAGAUGACGGAAAAUCUUUGGAAUGAAAUGAAGCAAAUCAUGUCUGCUGAGCUGGAGAAUGUGCUCAAUAAGAAGCACUGGCCCAAGGUUGACCCUCAGUCUGAGAUGGAUGAGGAGUGGGUGGCCUGCGUUGAGAAGCUCCUCGACCUCCAGAUGCCAGAGGUAAUCCACAGUACCGGCGUCGUGACUCUGUUGCCAUUUGAGGUCAUGGCCAGAAUGUUCAUUGCCGAAUUUCGCUUCCACUUCAUUAGCGAUAAGCCGACCAGCAGCCCUCAGUCAGUCGGGACUCACUGUUUCCCCUGGGUUCUGACGACCUUGGAAAAAUGGGAGGACUUCUUUCGCGAUAAUCUCGGCCAUCUCCUGGCAUCCAAAUUCCACGAUACACCUGUGGCUGACAAGACCAUAUACGCGGACCCUGCCUGCGCUCUUGUUACGGCGAUGCUGCCCGUUAUUCGAGAGAAAGUCGAUGCCGUAUUAUCGGAGACGAGCACGAAUCCUGGAUUCCUGAGUAAUUUCAUCUCACAGAUUAUGACCCUGGAUGAAAACAUUCGAUCGCGAUUCAACUAUGACGGCGGUGAUCCUGAGAACGGUUGGGCAGGACUGUCUGAGAACGUCCUAGAGACUUACUUUGAUGCGUGGUUUCAGGCUGAGAGGAGCUUUGCGCUAGAGAGAUUCGAGGUGAUUAUGGAGAAUCGGGAUGGACGCAAAAUCGACUACGACUAUUCAGUGUCCGGCAAGAUGAAGCCUACCUACGCGGCCGUGCAAAUCACUGAUCUAUUACGAGUCGUGACGACGAAAUACGAGCGUCUCCGUAAAGUCAAGCAGAAGCUCAAGUUCCUUACGGAUAUUCAGUUGGAUAUUCUUGAUGGAUAUCACGAUCGUCUUAGAAGCUCGCUCGAGGCCUAUCAGUCUCUAACAUCUACAUUGGGUCGAACCAUCCACGGCGUAACGAAAGAACAACUGACUGCCUUGGAGGGGACCGGGGCUUUGGAGACGCUAUGCAAAGUGAUUGGUAGCGCCGAUCACAUUGCCAACACGUUGACAGAAUGGGGAGAUGAAGAGUUCUUCGUCAUACUAUGGGAUCAGCUACAUAAGCGCGAAUCCAGACAUAUAAGGCUUCAAGGCUCAGUCAUCGCCGGCGUGGUCGGACACAGCGAUGACAUCAAAGAGCGCACAGUUGCCGCAGUCGAUGGAGGCAACGAGGAUGGGGCCAUCUUUGAUGAGACUAUUGCGGCUUACACCAACCGUCGCAAGGCAGGUGAAGAACUUCUUGUGGGCGCUUUGGUUGAGUCCCACUCCAAAGCACUGCGCGCCUAUACUCAUAAUGUUCAAUGGACCACAGUCGGCGAAAGCGCAACUCCAGAUGACUCUUCGGCCUUCUCCAUCACGCCAGAGCUAGAUGAGCCCUUGAGCGUCCUCAAGAGGAAUCUGGAAUUUUUGGGCAAGGCCUUGUCUGCCGCCUCUUUCCGCCGCGUCUGGCGAGAUGCGCUUGACAAGCUCCAGGACUUGCUGUGGUCCAGCAUUCUCACCCGCCAGUCAUUUACCGCUCUUGGGGCGGCGCAGCUUGCGCAUGAUUGCGCGUCCAUCUUUUCGCUAGUGGACCGCUUCAUUCCCAACGGCUCGGCCGCACUGGAAUCUCUUCGCGAGGGACUCGUCCUGCUCAACUUGCCGGCUGCGGCAGAGGGCAUGACACUUAAGCAGGCUAGUGAUCGAGCAUUCACAGACAAUGACGAGGCACGCAAAGUCCUUGAAGAGCUGGAGCUGGUGGCUCUAACGCCGCCGAAUGCAAGGCAAAUUCUCCAGAGGCGAGUGGAGAAUAAUGAGAACGUUGGGUGGUGA
Molecule: messenger RNA, 2373 nt
Organism: Trichoderma virens Gv29-8
Lineage: Eukaryota; Fungi; Ascomycota; Sordariomycetes; Hypocreales; Hypocreaceae
Exons: 3
Coding region: 1-2373 (790 amino acids)
Biological process (GO): endoplasmic reticulum to Golgi vesicle-mediated transport; regulation of ER to Golgi vesicle-mediated transport; retrograde vesicle-mediated transport, Golgi to endoplasmic reticulum
Cellular component (GO): Dsl1/NZR complex
Source: RefSeq, a predicted model, not a curated record